AUCCCUGCGGAAGCAUCGAAUGCGUAGAACCAGAAAUCUGUCAGCUGGACGGUUCGAGGCAACCGGCCUGUCGCUGCGGGGAACAAUGCGGCCUCGAAUUUUCACCGGUAUGCGGAAGUGAUGGCAAAACGUAUUCGAAUGAGUGCGGCCUUCGGCAGGAAGCCUGUCGAUCGAGAUUACCGCUCAAGAAAAUCUACAACGGCGCCUGCAGCUCCGGACAAAAUCCCUGCGAAGCGGCGAAGUGCAGCUUCUACGAGCAAUGCGCGAUCAAUCGCCAAGGGAUCGCCAAUUGCGAAUGCGGCCCCGAAUGUGAGCCGGUGAUGAGGCCCGUGUGCGCCCGCGGCGGGACCACCUACACGUCCAUGUGCGAGCUGAAGAGGCAGGCAUGCCUGACGAGGGGCAAUAUCGAAGUCGCUUAUGUCGGCACGUGCGGCUCCAGGGGACCCUGUUCCGAGAAG
This is a messenger RNA of Formica exsecta, 458 nucleotides long. Its product is annotated as agrin-like. The transcript is spliced from 2 exons. The record is from RefSeq and is a predicted model, not a curated record. The annotation marks the transcript as partial. Lineage: Eukaryota; Metazoa; Arthropoda; Insecta; Hymenoptera; Formicidae. Gene Ontology annotation, biological process: multicellular organism development; cell differentiation. Gene Ontology annotation, molecular function: protein binding.